Molecule: messenger RNA, 1632 nt
Organism: Penicillium lagena
Lineage: Eukaryota; Fungi; Ascomycota; Eurotiomycetes; Eurotiales; Aspergillaceae
Product: putative mitochondrial DnaJ chaperone (Mdj1)
Exons: 3
Coding region: 1-1632 (543 amino acids)
Biological process (GO): protein refolding; response to heat
Cellular component (GO): cytoplasm
Molecular function (GO): ATP binding; heat shock protein binding
Source: RefSeq, a predicted model, not a curated record
AUGAAUUCUUCCGCAGUAGUCCCCAAGGCCGCGGCUCUUCCCGCGCGCCUGCUGCGAUCACGACAAUGCCCGAACCAGAGCACACGCCCCGGACUGUGCUCAUCUAGGCAAGGGCGACGCUACCACCAUGUAUCAACCUCUGCGUCUCCUGCUAGGCGUUUGCGGGAAGGCGUGUGCAAGAAGAAGGACUCCGUGCUCUCGAUGCGGACAUUUCAUUCGACCUCUCCCCUCUCGGCCAUCCCGGAUCCCUAUAAAGUCCUCGGGGUGGAUAAAAAUGCGUCGGCAGGCGAUAUCAAGAAGGCAUAUUAUGGCAUGGCUAAAAAGUAUCAUCCGGACACCAACAAGGAUGAGCAUGCCAAAGAGAAGUUUUCCGAGGCACAGUCCGCCUAUGAAGUGCUGUCCGAUGCCAAAAAACGAGAAAACUACGAUCGGUUUGGCUCGGCCGCAUUUGAUCAGAGUGGCGGGUUCGACCCCAAUGCUGCCGGCGCGAACCCAUUCACCGGAGCGGGAGGGUUUCAUGGCUUUGGCGGGGGCUUUGGUGGUGGCGGGUUUAACGGAGGCUUCUCAGGAGAUAUCAACUUCGAGGAUCUGUUCGGAGCGUUCACCGGAGGGGCGCGUCGUGGACCACGCGGGCGCCGCAAUCCGUUUCAAGAACAGAUCCUUGUUGGCGAGGACAUUGAAGUUCAGACCAACAUCUCGUUCAUGGACGCUGCGAAGGGCACAUCCCAAGAUAUUGUCAUCACGCCAUUGACUGAGUGCGGAACCUGUAACGGGGAUGGGUUGAAGCAAGGCGCCAAACGGUCUCAAUGCAGCUCGUGCAACGGCUCUGGCACUCGUGUACAUUUCAUGCAGGGUGGGUUCCAGCUUGCCGCGACAUGCGAUACCUGCAGUGGCACCGGUAUGACCGUUCCCCGCGGGUCGGAGUGCGGUAGCUGCCACGGGAACGGCGUGGUCCGGGAGCGCAAGACCAUUCAAGUCAAGAUUCCCGGCGGAGUUGAGGAUGGCCAGCGGAUGAGAGUACCAGGAGAAGGUGAUGCGCCACCCACAGGAACAGCCGCCGCCGCUGGGGCGCGAACCCAGCGCGGUGACCUCUAUGUCUCGAUUCGAGUUGCCCCCGACCAUCGGUUUAGCCGGAAUGGAUCCGAUAUCCUCUACACAGCGUCAAUCCCGCUGACGACGGCUCUUCUGGGCGGUGAAGUCACCAUUCCAACUCUCGACAACGAGGUCAAGGUCAAGGUGUCCACGGGCACGGGCACUGGGGAUCGGAUUACCCUGUCGGGAAUGGGCAUGAAGAAGCUCGGCAGUCGUUCGCGGUUCAGCCCUACGGGCGACUUGAAGGUCGAGUUCAAGGUGGCCAUGCCCAAGUACCUGACCGGAAAUCAGCGCACCAUCCUGGAGGUCCUCGCCGACGAGAUGAACGACAAGACGGCGAAGCGGACUAUGAACUUCAGCAAGGAUAGUCCGCCACCGAGCUCCGAGUCUGGCAACGGGGACAAGAGCGACGGGUUCCUGAAGUCUGUUUGGCACAAGCUCAUGGACAACAAGAACAGCGACGGCUCGAAGCCAUCCGAUAGCAGCAAACAGGACACCAAGGACGACAAGAAGGACGGCGACAGCAAGAAGAAAUCGUGA